Molecule: messenger RNA, 2403 nt
Organism: Microthlaspi erraticum
Lineage: Eukaryota; Viridiplantae; Streptophyta; Magnoliopsida; Brassicales; Brassicaceae
Source: the annotation of a GenBank genome assembly
AUGGAUGAAAAUAAGAAUCAUGAAUUCCAAGAAGCAGCAGAAGAAGGAUCAGCAAUGGAGAAAGUAUAUAUAGCUGUAGGAAAUGAUUUGCAAGAAGGUUUCAAGACGAUCGAUUGGGCUCUAAAGAAAUGGAACAACAUACCUAUCUCCAUUGUUCUUCUCCAUCUCUGCAACAUUUCACAAGAUUUUGUCUACACCCCUUUUGGGAAGCUUCCAGCGAGCUCUGUGAGCGAGGAAAAGCUUGAAGUACUCAGAAAAUACGAGGAUCAAAAGAGCAACAAACUCUUGUCCCAAUACGUUACUUUUUGUGCAAAGUUACAGGUGAAAGCAGAGUUACUCAAAGUCGAGAAGCAAGAUGAUUCAAUUCAAGUGCUAAUAUUAGAUUUGAUCUCAAAGCUUAGAAUCACAAAACUCGUCAUGGGAAUCACUUUCAUGAGAUCUUCAUCUUCCCGGAAAUCGAAGAGUGCCAUAAGCGGAUCGUUCUAUGUAUACCAAAACAAACCAGAGUUUUGCGAGUUUUAUAUAAUUUGUGGAGGCAAAAUGGUUUCGCUAAAGAGAGAGAGCGAUGCGAACAACAUCAACAAUAGCAAUAUCAGAAGCUGGAUUGGGAAAAUGUUCUAUGAUCCGGGAAGAAAUCUUGACCGUUCAUCUGCCAACAGUGAUGAUCCAUCGGCUAGUGGGAGUCCAUGGGAUAAGCAUUUGCUGGAGUUGGAGAAUUAUUUCCAGCAAUUAUUGAGUCUAAAUCUCGAAGAAGACGAAAACGGUGUCGAAGCAGAAGAAGAAGAUGACGUGGCACUAGACGUGCUGCAACAUAUGAACGUAGCAGAGAAGUUAGAGUAUGUGAGAAGGAAGGUGAAUGAAGCUAAGCUGAUGAUAGAGGAGAAUAAGAAAGAAGUCAAAGUCAACGCUGAGAGAUCCGACAAAGCUGAAUGGGCAAUCUCUUUAUGCAAUUGCAGAAUUGAAGAGCUUGAAGCUGGGAUUAAAGAAGAGAGCGAGAGACGAGAGAAGCUUCAAGAGAUGUUAGAGUCUGAUAAACAAUGUAUCGAAGAAUCAGAGAAAGAUGUCGAGAAAGGAAAAACAGAGCUAAUUUCGCUUGGAGAGCUUCGAGAAGAGCUCUCAAGCAAGGUUAAGACAAUGAUGGAGGCUAAAUCGCAGGCGGAAGCGGAGCUAGAGAGGGUUGUGUCAAAGAAAGGAGAGACGAUGAUGGAGAUUGAGAAGCUUCGGAAUCAAAGAGAUGUUUUCAACCUCCGGAUCGAGUUUUGCAAGGAGAAAGAAGCAAGAGGGUUGGAUUCAAAGGAAGAAGAAGUGAAGUGUGGGUAUAGAGAGUAUGUUGCAGAGGAUAUCAGAUUGGCUACUGAGAGUUGUUCCGAUCGGCUGAGGUUGAAAUCCGGCGGUAACUGGACGAAUGUGUACAGAGGAAGGAUCAAACAUACGACUAUGGCUGUGAAAGUGAUUGGCGACUCUCUAUCAGACGAGGAUUUUGGAGCAAAAGUCAAGCUUUUGAAUGAGAUUAGGCAUCCUAAUCUGGUAGCAAUUGCUGGUUUUUCUGCGGAGAAGCCUAAAUGCAUACUCUUUGAGUAUAUGCAUAGUGGGAACUUGAGGGAUAACCUAUUCACAUCGCAGAGGAAAUCAAGAAGAAGCAAGAUACUGAAAUGGCACGAUAGGAUUCGUAUAGCUCACCAGGUUUGCUCUGGACUCGGGUUUCUCCACUCGGUUAAGCCUAAACCGAUUGUCCAUGGUCGCCUCACGCCGUCUAAGAUCCUCUUGGACCGUAACCUCGUGCCGAAGAUAACCGGGUUUGGACUGAUCAUGCAUAGUGAUCAUCAGUCUGAUACGAAACCUGACGUGAUGGCCUUUGGUGUUUUGCUGCUGCAUCUUCUAACCGGGAGGAACUGGCCCGGUUUGCUCAAGGCGAUGUCGAUGAACCAGACGAGUAUCAUCAGGGAUUUGGAUCAGACGGCUGGUAAGUGGCCGUUGGAGUUAGCUAAGGAGUUUGGUGCACUUGCGGUGAAAUGUUCUUCGGUUAACAGAGGAGUGAACAUGGAUUUUUCAACCAGAGAGAUCAUGGAAGAGCUUGGGAAGAUAAGGGCCAAAGCUGAUGAGUUUAGAAUCAUAGGAGGGUACGAGGAAGCAACCAAUUCAAACAUGGAAGAAGGAGAUCCGAAUGACAUACCGAGUGUUUUCAUGUGCCCCAUACUUCAGGAGGUGAUGAAGAAUCCACAUAUUGCAGCAGAUGGGUUUUCGUAUGAGCUUGAAGCAAUAGAGGAAUGGCUAAGCAUGGGGCAUGACACAUCUCCUAUGACAAAUCUGAGACUGGACUAUCAGAUUCUAACACCAAAUCAUACUCUUCGUUCUCUAAUCCAAGAUUGGCAUAGCAAAAGAGCACUACAAGCUUCCUCCUAG